Messenger RNA from Neoarius graeffei (lesser salmon catfish), 2552 nucleotides. RefSeq names its product acyl-CoA thioesterase 20 (gene acot20). The record is from RefSeq and is a predicted model, not a curated record. Gene Ontology annotation, biological process: acyl-CoA metabolic process; fatty acid metabolic process. The transcript has 3 exons. Gene Ontology annotation, molecular function: fatty acyl-CoA hydrolase activity. Lineage: Eukaryota; Metazoa; Chordata; Actinopteri; Siluriformes; Ariidae. The coding region runs from base 13 to 1293 and encodes 426 amino acids.
CAAACCCUAGACAUGGCGCUGUACUUGAGGGCGAGAGGAUUUACACGGUAUCUGAGCUCUGCUGCUUCUGGAGUUCAGCUUCACAUCCUGCCGAGCAGCAGCUGUUUCUUCGAUGAAGCAGUGCAGAUUAAAUUGAACGGUUUGCCUCCUGGACAACACGUGGAGCUGCGAUCCAAACACCAGGAUGACAAAGGGGUUGUUUUCAAGGCCACUGCUACAUACCAGGCAGACAAGCGAGGACACGUGGAUGUGAGCCGCCAGCCGUCCACGGGUGGCUCCUACACGGGGGUAGAGCCCAUGGGAUUGUUCUGGUCCAUGAUGCCAGAAAGUCCUCACAAGAAGCUGCUGAAGAGAGACGCGUCCAGCCCUGUCCUCAUCCACAUCGAGGCUCUCAGAGACGGACAGAUCCUCAGUGGAGACACCAACGAGAGGCGCUUUCUGGCUGAUGGAGUUCAGAGAGUCCCUGUAAGAGACGGCAGGUUACGGGGAACUCUCUUCAUACCACCUGGUGAAGGUCCGUUCCCUGGAAUUAUAGACCUGUACACUUUAGGAGGCACAGUGUGUGAGCCGCGAGCAGCUCUACUGGCAAACAAAGGAUUUGUGGUGUUUGCUUUGGCUUUCUACGGAUACCAGGACAUGCCCAAAAUGGUGGAUAAACUCGAUCUGGAGUACUUUGAGGAAGGUGUAACGUUUCUGCAGAUGCAGCCCAAGGUGAAAAAAACUGGAAUAGGAAUAGUGUCGAUUUCAAAAAGUGGAGACCUGGCUUUGUCGAUGGCCUCCUUCCUUCCCAAUAUCUCAGCCACCGUCUGCAUCAACACCUGCAACGCCAAUGUCAUAUUCCCUCUCCAUUAUAAAGACAUGGUGAUCCCGGGUUUCAUCGGCAAUUCCGAGAGAAUAAGAGUAACAAAAUCUGGCAUCUUGGAUAUCCGAGAUAUCCUGAAUGACCCAAUGGAGGAGGAGGAGAACCGUGCCACCGUGAUCCCUAUCGAGCGUGCCAAAUGCAACUUCCUGUUCCUAGUGUCAGGAGAUGACAGGAACUGGAACAGCACCUUUUUUGCAGAGCAAGCUUGCAGCAGACUCCAAGCACACGGAAAAGCAAACUACGACAUGGUGUGUUAUCCGACAGCAGGGCACUUUUUGGAAGUCCCCUACAUGCCCCAUCACCCAUAUGGGUUCCAUGCUGCUGUGAAUCAAGUGGUCACUUUUGGAGGAGAACCGAAAGCUCAUGCAGCUGCACAGGUUGAUGCUUGGCAGAGAGUGCAGGAGUUUUUUAAAAAACACUUGUGGAAGUGAAAACACUUUUUGAAAUGUCAUUUUAAAGGCAGGGGAGGUCACUUUGGAGAAACCAGCAAGAAUUAUAGUUAGAGUUUGAAAGUAUCCACUGUUCCAAAAUGCAUGAACGCGCACCGCCUGACUUGAUUUUGAUUUGAGUCAUUGUCGUCUUUACCUUGACGUAAAGAGAAUUUCAAGCGAUAUCACGAAAAAUGCUGCUAAAAAUACCAACACUCUACAACAAAAAGAGCUCAGUAUGUAUAGAAAAAUAAUCAGUGUGAUGAAGUGAAGCAACUGUAACCACCCUGAAGUUGAUUAUUUGCCAAGUAACAACGUGUCCUGAAGUGAUGUUCAGUUAUUCCUCUUAUACAACAAUAGUUUGUCAAGGAUUACUUUAUUUUGUUAAUUACUCUAGAAAUGAUAAUGUGAUUUGUAGCUGCACUACUGUCAGAGCUUCUGUUAGAGAAUCCUAGAAAAUGAAUCGACACCUUCUGACCAAUCAGAAUGGAGAAUUCAGCCACGAAGGUUGUGGAAAAAAUACCUACUAAUAAAUCUCAAACUUGAAGCCAAUUAAAAGACUGAUUUCAUGGCUAUGGGAUAUCUAGUGCUGCAUUAACAUCUCAUCGACACCAUGCAGAAGGAAUGAUUUUGAUUUGCUUUGAGUGCAGCAAAUGGAUUUCUGAGUGUUUUGUUUCGUUAAAGAAAACAAAUCAGUUUAACAUUUAUUACUUCGCCCGGGACGGAGUCCACCAGGGGGCGAGGUAUUGUUUUCAAUUGGGUUUGUUUGUUUGUUUGUUUGUUUUUGUAUAAACGAUGUUAUGGGAAAAUGGCUGGACCAAUCUUCAUGAAACUUUCAGGAUGGAUGGGCAAAUAGAACUUCCAACAUUUUGAGGGUCAUCCAGUCAAGGUCACCAAAAAGGUCAAAAUCGUUUUUUCACGAUACCUUUCUUCAUAUUCAUUCAGAUGUGUUCUGAUUGGCUGAGAGCAGUAUGGUGUGUUCUGGUUGGCUGAGAGCAGUAUGGUGUGUUCUGGUUGGCUGAGAGCAAUACGGUGUGCAAAUCAGAAUCACAACCAUGUUUAUUGGCCAAGUAUGUUCACACACAAGGUCAAGGUCAUCAAAAAGGUCCAAAUUGUUUUUUCGCGAUAUCUUCCUUCAUAUUCAUCCUAAGUGCUACCGGGCGAGGUUUGUUUUGCCAGACAAAACAAUUUAGAACUUUGUUAUAAAUUUGUUCCAUUUAUACAGUGGAGCUUGAAAGUUUGUGAACCCUUUAGAAUUUUCU